This is a messenger RNA of Yarrowia lipolytica CLIB122, 270 nucleotides long. Lineage: Eukaryota; Fungi; Ascomycota; Dipodascomycetes; Dipodascales. The record is from the annotation of a RefSeq genome assembly.
AUGUUUAUAGGAACUAUUAUAUUAGUUUUAAGCUUUUUAGGAUUCGUCUUUAAUAGAAGAAAUAUAAUAUUAGCAUUUAUAUGUUUAGAGACAAUGUUGCUAGGUAUAAAUUUAAUAUUAUUAAGAAACAGUGUAUUAUUUGAUGAUAUCUCAGGAAGUUUAUUUGCAAUAGUAAUUAUAAUCUUAGCAGGUGUAGAGUCAGCUAUAGGUUUAUCAUUAUUAGUAAGUUAUUAUAGAUUAAGAGGAGUUAUUAAUAGUUAUGGUAUAUAA